UUGAGAGCGUAGACACAGUCCCAGCAAUGCUUGUUCCUGUCAGGGGACAGCAUUAUGAGGACUGUGUGUUGAUGACCCGAAGAGUAAUAUUGUUGGCAAUCACUCGGACCUUGCUAAAAAUACUAUUGCCAAACAACUUGCCUAGUUUUACCAUAGCUCUUUAUACAGUGUUACUCUAUAGUGUUCUAACUUGAAGUCAAUAUUAAAUGAAUCUUAAUGACUCGUUUGCUGUCUUCUCCACAGGUUUCUGCUCACCCUGACAAAACUGUAGGUGAAGAACCGAUGGGAUCACUAUCCUCGUCUCUUGAACCACAGGUUUCUGCUCACCCUGACAAAACUGUAGGUGAAGAACCGAUGGGAUCACUAUCCUCGUCUCUUGAACCACAGGUUUCUGCUCACCCUGACAACACUGUAGGUGAGGAACCGAUGGGAUCACUAUCCUCGUCUCUUGAACCACAGGUUUCUGCUCACCCUGACAAAACUGUAGGUGAAGAACCGAUGGGAUCACUAUCCUCGUCUCUUGAACCACAGGUUUCUGCUCACCCUGACAAAACUGUAGGUGAAGAACCGAUGGGAUCACUAUCCUCGUCUCUUGAACCACAGGUGAACGGCUAUCCGACUUGGAAAUCUUUGUAAUUUUUCUGACAUGUAUUUUAGUGGACAUGGGUUUUUGAGAGCGUAGACACAGUCCCAGCAAUGCUUGUUCCUGUCAGGGGACAGCAUUAUGAGGAC
Molecule: messenger RNA, 732 nt
Organism: Gambusia affinis (western mosquitofish)
Lineage: Eukaryota; Metazoa; Chordata; Actinopteri; Cyprinodontiformes; Poeciliidae
Product: 110 kDa antigen-like
Exons: 5
Coding region: 217-636 (139 amino acids)
Source: RefSeq, a predicted model, not a curated record